AUGGGGGACUUCAACCACGCGUUGCAACUAAAGUACGAGCAGCAGUGCCCCGACUGCGGGCAGAGCGACUUUGUGGAGGACCACGCCAGCGGCGACCUCGUGUGCCGGAACUGCGGCGUGGUGGUGGAGGCUCACGUGAUAGAUGAGCGGUCAGAGUGGCGCACGUUUGCAGACAAGGUGCACAGUGGGGGCUCCGACCCCAACCGCGUGGGCGGCCCCGUCAACCACCUGCUGUCUGAUGGCGGCAUGUCCACGAUGAUCGGCGGCGGCAAGGGCGUGGACCACGCGCUGGUGAGGGAGGCAGGGGGCUGCUGGCCGGCUGGGGAUGGUGUGACGACAGACCGCGCGGUGAUUGCGGCGUUCCGGGAGAUUGGCAAGAUCUGCGCCGCCAUGAAGCUGCUGGACACGGUGAAGAAGCAGGCGGAGGAGUUCUACAAGCAGGCCUAUGACAACGCCAAGUCCAUCAAGGGCAAGAGCCAGGCGGCGGUGCUGGCUGCCAUUGUGUUCCUGGCCUGCCGCCACACCGGCAACCCGCGCACCUUCAAGGAGAUUUGCGCGGUGGUGCCGCAGGCCAGCGUCAAGGAGAUUGGCCGCAUCUACAAGUCUGUGGUGCGGGAGCUGAAGCUGGAGGAGGCGCUGGGCAACAAGCAGCUGGAGGGCAGCCACCCGCACUCGUACAUGCGCCGCUUCAUGAGCCAGCUCAGCAUGACGCCCAAGGAGUACCUGUGGGGGGAGGCGCUGGCGCUGGCGCUGCUGCCGCAGAGCCCCACCUCCAUCGCCGGCACCGUGGUCUACAUCAUCGCCAACCUGCCCGGCAAGACGUCGGUGCCGCUGCAGGACAUCUGCCGCACCUGCGGCGUGGCUGACGGCACCAUCCGCCAGAUCUACCGCGAGAUCCAUCCCCACCUCAAGGCGCUCAUCGACAAGGCCGGCAGGUUUGCCAGCCACGCCGACGUGGAGAGGCUGCCGCAGCCCAUAGAGAGCACCAGCCGACCCUUCUGA
This is a messenger RNA of Chlorella variabilis, 1002 nucleotides long. RefSeq lists its product as hypothetical. Gene Ontology annotation, molecular function: TBP-class protein binding. Gene Ontology annotation, cellular component: transcription preinitiation complex; nucleus. Lineage: Eukaryota; Viridiplantae; Chlorophyta; Trebouxiophyceae; Chlorellales; Chlorellaceae. Bases 1 to 1002 code for a protein of 333 amino acids. The record is from RefSeq and is a predicted model, not a curated record. Gene Ontology annotation, biological process: DNA-templated transcription initiation; transcription preinitiation complex assembly. The transcript has 7 exons.